UCGACAGCGACAUCGACGGACAUCAAGUUAUUUUUCUUUCACUAGCUUGAAAAGUGUGAAUUUAUUGUUAAUUGGCUACACAAAAUGGCAGAAGCAACUAGAAUUACAUACUCCUCUUUACAUGAACCUGAAAUAGAACAUGAAGAUGCAAAAGAGACCUUGAGGACAUUGAAGAAAUGCCAUGACAAGGCUUAUGCUGAUAUUCAGAUAGCCUUGAGACAAGAUGAACAAUCCAAAAGAGAAGAGGCCAUACGAUUCUAUACCAUGGGGCUGAAGAGCAUUGCCCAAGCAAUGAAGAUCAAUUGCUCAGGUACGUAUUGUGUAGGAUCGCAAUGGGACCAUGCUAGAAACAUGCAACAGAAGAUGAAGAAGACGGCUGUUCAAAUGAAGACCAGACUUGAAUGUCUGGAACAGGAGCGGAGCUCAGACGCAACGGGUGCAGCUUGUGGGACCAACCAGGAUGAAGUGGAUACAGACAUUCUAAGCAUCUAUGAGGAGAAUAGUUCCUCUCUAAGUCUACCCUUGUAUGCUCAGUCAACGACAGACGCCAGAGAGGUGUUGCACAUUAAACAUGGUGUCCAGCUCUUCUUCAUCAACUCCAGCGGUCAUGUGAGUGCACCUAGUACCCCAGGACCUCUCAAGAUGUAUAAGUUCCCAGAGGACCAGGCACUGGGACAGGACCAGCCUCCUGCAUUCUUGCAGAUAGGAGAGUGGCUGUACCCUCUCCUACCUGGCCAGUCUCCCUCUCUCAAGGCUGCUGACGGGGUCUAUAUGUUUCCUGAUCUGAGCUCAUUGGACAAGGGGGAUAGUGUUGGUGUCAUGUUCUCAGCACAAGUGUCAAAAUCUGAGAAAUUGAAAUUCCAGCAGCUCAUUGAACAGCUGACUGCCAUGAAAGAAGAGGAGAUACCUUCAGUGCAGGAGGCUGCAGCAUCACAGGUACCGAGUGUGAAUCACAGGGUACCGAGUGUGGAUCACAGGGCACCGUCUGAACGGACUGAUGAAAGGGAGAUGAAUGAGGAGGCUAUGGACACCCAAGAAGAAGGACAGAAAUCUCGAGAUGUCAGUCAGAAGAUUGCAAAGGGCCUUGAAGUUGGUGCUGAAUGGAUAUCAUGGGGAGUAGUGAAAGGAGCAGAGAUAGGAAGCAGAUUGGUUGGUUCUGGUGCCAAGAAACUAAAAGAACACAUCCAGCCUGAUGACCAACCUAAGGAGAUUGAUGAGAAAUAUCAGACUGGGAUGGUGUAUGCCAAGAAAGCCACAGGAGUUGCCGUCAAGGUGAGUGUGGUAGUCCUUGACAGUGUAUGUUUCUUGACCAAGCGUGUGGCUGAAGAGGUGGGACCCAUAAUCAGUAAGCAAGCCAACAAGAUGCUGACCAAUGGAGAGGAUGAGACGGACGGAAAGACUAAAGCUGUCAUAGAGGGCGUGAUGACUGUCACUGCAAGUGGUCUCAUAGGAUUUGGGAAAGUAUAUCGUGGAUUGGAGACUGCAGCUAUUCAGCUGGCGAAGAGUGUAUCACAGGCAACUGUUGAAACUGUAGAACACAAAUAUGGUGUAAACGCUGGUCGAUUGACAGGCACCUCACUGGCCACUGUGGGUAACAUAGGUAUAUCGGCCCAUAACUUCAACAACAUCGGUGUGAAGGCAAUCGCCAAGAGGACUGCAAAGGAUACUGGGAAGGUUGUCGUCAGAGAAAUGUCGGAGUCUAAUGAUUGCAACAAAAAGCCCAAGAAAACAUGAUACUAGUGAAAUCAGGAUGGAACAACUCAUGUGAUAAGCAUUAAAUUUGAGAAGUUUACUUUUGUUAGGAAUUGUUUAUCUAGAGAGCAUUUUGCUUUAAAGAAUGAAUGAAGCUUGACAGACAUGAUGUUUCCCUAAAGAUGUAAUGAGAUCUAAAAUUCAUGUUCACAGGAAGCUGUGUUUAAAUAAAUUGAUGUCUUUCAUGUGCCUGUUAUAGUCAAAUGGGAACCUAUCACCUUAAUACAGUGUAUACAAUAGAUAUUUAAUUGGUUGAUCAACUAGGUCAAAUAGUCUUCAACUCUUGGCAUUUUAGUUCAGGAAUUCUGAUCUGAUGAUAGUGGUUGAUUCAAUUUAUUAUCAAUUUUUCCCUUUCAAGUGAUGUUAGACUUGGUGAAUGACAUACAAUUAUGUUAUCACCAUCAUUCUCAACAAGUCUUGAUAAUAUUCAUGGAACAGUCAUGUUCGUAACUUACAGGAGUGUUGCAUAGUGGUGAGAUUGCAGAGGUUACUUGGAGAUAUUCAUGGGCUUACAGAUAAUUUCUUUUAUUGAGAAAUUUUUCUUUUGAGGGGAAAUAGGUUGAUGUACAUGUGCCUUUUUUGUCUUCAAUAAAUUUAUUACCUCUAACUAUGAUAUUAUAUCUUACAUUGAAUCUCAUUAAUUUCUGGUUGAUUUUAAAAGUUAAAUUUCUUUGGUACCAAGUUAUCGCAUGACGCAUGUUAAGUUUAUUUAUGAAAUUCAAAUAUCAGGUUAUGUGUUUGUUUAAAAAAAAUAUCCAUGCUAGUUUACUUAAUUAGAAUAUCACCUUCAAACUGUUACUGUUGUAAAGAGACAUAAUGGUCUAAAUAAAGGUGUAAAUGACUCUUGAAUACCUAGACUACGCUUUUAAUAACAUAAAUUAACUAAAAGUGCUGAUAUUCAUGUGAAAUUUAUUUUGUCUCUCAUGCUCUUUAAGAUCUAACUGUGAUAUGUUUUUUUUUUAAGUUGAGAUUAUUUUAUGUCUUUUAUCAUACAGAAAUUAUUUGGGGGAGUGGUUCCCUGUAUCCUGUUCAUGUUGAGAUAUAUUUUUCAGUUCUGUGUAUUUCUUUGAGAUUAGAAAAGGAUUUAAAUUUGUCUGGAAAGUUUUGACAUUAUAUUUAUGCUUAUUAAUGCUUCGUAGAUGCUGACAGAGAUAUUGCCAAGAAGAUUUGCUGAAAUUGUGUCGUAACAUUUUUUUAAAUCGUACAAACUGCGGUGCAAUAUGGUAUGCAAGUUAUAUUAUGCUUAUUAAAGUACAGAGUAUAGAUGUAGACAUAUGUAGGUAUUUGGUAUGAUUGCCGGGCUAUUUGCACAAAACGAUAUUUAUAUAUAAAUGGCUGAAAUUCUUUUGAUUGGCGAACUAUUGCUGUGAAGUUAAGUUUAUCUAAAUUUCUAUUUGAGUGCUGUAUUGUGCAUAAUUAUUUGCAAGACUUCUGUUGCAAUAGCUGCAUAGUCUUGAGCAAUUUAAGUUUCUUUUUCAAUGAGUGGUGAUACUUUAUAAGAUUAUUCAAGAAUUUAGAGAGUGCUGAAGUUAUGCAAACAAUCAAAACAAUCAAAAACAUCUAUAAACAAGCAGUUAUCAAUCUCAUGUACAAAUAACGGAUCCAACUCAUACCUAAACUUGCUUCUUUUACUUUAUUUGUAUUUGUAAAAACAAAAUGUAAUUUUAGUCAAUUCGGUGAUGGUAAACAAUGUUUAUUCAGGAAAGUACAUGUGUUUAUAUAUCAAGGCUAUUCACUACUUAUGAGCAAUGUAAAAGUUUGACCUUUUUGCUCACAGGUCAUUUCUAAAUGGGAAAAUCUAAGUUUUUUUUUUAAUUACUUAUCAUGUUUCCCACUUCAUCAGAGGAUUUACUAUAGUGAUGAUUCUAUUUGACAGCCCCAUUAGAGCUUGGAUCAGAGAAAAUAAAAAGGAAAAUGAAACUAGCGAUGCUGAUUAAUUAUGUAAUGUAUGGUCAGCAAAUCACCAAAUACCUUUUGACUUGCCCAUAAAGCAACCAAUAGGGGCUGGCAUGGCUAGACAGCAACAGAAAUUACAAGCAACCAACACCCAGAUAUAUGACAAAAGAAGGCCUACAAUACAGAUUUUUUUUUCUCCAUUUAAAUAAAAGUUCAUGGCAAUAAUUUUGUAUACAGCCAUAGCUUACAGGCUGAUGACGUGCUCAGGAGAUAUAUUCCCUCUUAUAAGAUAUUUUCCUAAGAUCAUUGUUUUUGUGAAAAGUUAUAUGUGUUAUGUAUAUCAUUGUCUAGAAAUAACUAUAUAUUUGACUGUAAAA
Molecule: messenger RNA, 4025 nt
Organism: Strongylocentrotus purpuratus (purple sea urchin)
Lineage: Eukaryota; Metazoa; Echinodermata; Echinoidea; Camarodonta; Strongylocentrotidae
Gene: spart
Product: spartin
Exons: 7
Coding region: 85-1734 (549 amino acids)
Biological process (GO): negative regulation of BMP signaling pathway; cell division
Cellular component (GO): plasma membrane
Source: RefSeq, a predicted model, not a curated record